Molecule: messenger RNA, 1390 nt
Organism: Parasteatoda tepidariorum (common house spider)
Lineage: Eukaryota; Metazoa; Arthropoda; Arachnida; Araneae; Theridiidae
Molecular function (GO): oxidoreductase activity
Source: RefSeq, a predicted model, not a curated record
GUUCGCUUUCCCUUUCUAAAAUACCUCAGUUGAGCGGUUGAUCCAUUCAGAAAUAAUUUUGCCUCUGAAUGAAAAUGGAAAGUGAAGAGCAUGAAGUGUGGGGGGAUGAACGAUUGGAGAUAUUAAAGGAUGGUGAUUACACCCCAACCCCCGAUGGAGACAUAUCAAAACAAGAAAUGCCUAGUUGGUUUGAUUCCGAAAAAUUUAAUAGAGCCAAGAAGGUUUAUAAAGAACAAUUUGCAAGUAUAAACUUCAGUCAUCUAUGUGGCCUACUUUUGUCCUUUUAUUUCACAAAGAACAUAAAGACUCUACGGUCAACAGGCGAAUCGGAUACCAAACUAUCUCUUUUCCACAGAUACCUUCAGACUGUACGACACAUUCAGAAAUGGUACGAAGGAAAUGUUUUUGACAUCAACGAUCCUGCUCAGAGAUCUUUAUCCAUCGUUAGAAAUAUGCAUGCCAGAGUUGGUAAAAAGAUGUCCGCAUUAAACGAUGGCAUUGUCUACGUUUCUCAAUGGGAUAUGGCUGUCACUCAAUGGGCUUUUGUCGGCCCCAUGGUACUUUUCCGAUCUCGUGUAGGUAUCCAUGGCUGCAGCGAGGAAGAUUAUGAUGCCUUAAUUCACUUUUGGCGAGCUAUUGGAUUUCUUUUGGGUAUUGAAGAUCAAUUUAACUUGUGCCAUGGUGAUUAUCCUCAGGUUGUAUCGGCAUGUAAGUCACUCCUCACUAAAGAAUACAAAGUGCGGGUUGCUGAUGCUAGUCCAGUAUCGGUAAAUAUGGGAAAAAGUGUCGUUGCUGCUAUGAGUGAAAUGCAAGAAGCUUUAACCUGGAAUUCGAUUUCAACCUAUAUUCAUGAAUUAGUAGGGUUGCCGUGCCCAGACUCUAUGGGCUUCAUUGAUUAUGUAUGCCAUUACUUGACGAAAUUCAUAAUGCUUUUUGCCUUACGAAAUUCAACUUUCAGACAAUUAUUCAAUGACUUUUCUCGAUGGAAAUUGGACGUGGCUGACAAGAAGGACAUUAAAUUCAUGUCGAUGCUACAAGCGAAUAAAUCUGGCGGUUAAUUAUUACUCUUCAUCCUGUAUUUAUUUUUUAUCACUGAAUGUUUGUAACACUGUAAUGCCAUAUUUGUUUUUUUUUUUUUAUUCUUCUGUUCUAAAUAUUGAGAUAAUCAGGGAGUUAAAAUGUGUAAAAUAAUGCAACUCACUGUGAUAUUUCUGUGCCUGAAGAAUUUCUGAAGUUGAAGCUUCUGACGUGUGGUGAAUAUCACUUACAUUUUUAUGAUGCACAUUCAGUUUGUAGUGGAUCUCAUUUAAGUUGUACAUUUAUGUUGAGUUUUUCAGUUUUGUUUUAUUGUUUUGAUAAUGACUUGAAUAAAAAUAUGAUACUAUUUGCA